UAAAUUCCCAGCAAAUGUCAUUUUAUUCGCCAUCAUCAUCAUUCUCACUUUUAUUUUGGUAAAAAAAUCUAAAAAGUAAUAAAGUGUUAUAAGUUAUAAACAAUGAUGAUGAUAACUGAAGACGUUGUUUCAUUUCAAAAAGGUUUGAUGGAUUGGUUAACUGAAGAAAGUGAAUAUGUAUUACAACGUUUAGAUCGUUGGACAUCAAUAGCACGUGGUUACAAUCGUUUAUAUCCUCAAAGAUUGUCUCGCGGCUGCAUGACAAUGCAAAAAGAACCAGAUGAUGAAUCAUGGCGUCAUUCGCCAAGUUUUCAUACUCUAACUGGAUCAUCAUCGAGACGAGUAACACGAAUUCCUGAUGAAGUGAGAAAAAUAAAUUGCUGUGGUACAUUCAAUUAUCAAUCUAAUAGCCGUGUUGAUAAUUCGUGCUUAGAAGCUUAUCGGUAUGACCACAGCAUAUACUUCAAGACUAUCGGUGAUAUAAAGAGUAGCAAAAAUAUUAAAGAGACUGAAAAUCAUGAAUGUAAAGAAGAAACUUUAGAUUGUAGUGAUGAUCAAGAUCUAAAUGAUGUUUCUGGUGACGAAACAUUGAAUGAUGAAAUAAUGAAUGAUCUCAAUGAUGUUGAGAGUCCAAUGGACGAAGAUUCUAUUUCAAACAAUGAAAUAACUUGGUUUGAUAAAAAUUAUUGUGAAGUUUUAAAUCAAGAGUUCAGUAGAAAUUGUUGUAUUGAUCAAACAACUGAUACAUUUAUUGAUCAUAAAUAUGAUUGCCUUAAUAAUAACAAUAACAAUAAUAAUGAUAAUAAUAACAAUAAUAAUGAAGUUCAGUGUCAGAAUUUAAAUAAUAAUUCAAGUUCAAGUACAAAUUUAUCAACUGAAAUUAUGAAUACGAAUCAAAUGACUUCAGUGGAAGAAAAAAAUCAAGAUAAUGGAGUCACAAGAAUUUUGAGCUUUGGAAAGUCAAAUAGACGAACAAAAAAUAUUAAACAGUCUAAAGUACUUGGAGAUAACAAUAUUUCAUGGCCUGGUGUAUUAUUCAGUUAUAACGUUGAUUCGUCUUUAGCUUCUUCUCAUCACAGAGUUCUUAAUGUUAAAUAAUUUACUUACAAAGAGGAGAAUAACGUAGACAGAACUUUCAUUUACUGUGCAAGAGCAACAAGGAUUUUAUUCGCCCACGUAGGAGUAAUAGAGAAAAUCGACCUGACCCCUCUUAAUUAAUUAAUUAAUUAAAUUAUGAUAUAAAUAACUCUGAGACAAUAUGAUGAUUUUGUAUUUUGUUACUCAGAUGUUAAAUUAAUAUAAAUUUAUUAAUUGUUUGAUAUAUAAUAUAAUUUUAAUUGUUUUUUAAUUUAUGUAAUAAUUAAUGUAUUAUUAUAAUAAUUUUAUAAAUAUGUAACAAAUAUAUUAGGCAUUGAUGUAUUAU
Messenger RNA from Microplitis mediator, 1423 nucleotides. RefSeq names its product homeobox protein 9-like. Bases 103 to 1098 code for a protein of 331 amino acids. The transcript is spliced from 2 exons. The record is from RefSeq and is a predicted model, not a curated record. Lineage: Eukaryota; Metazoa; Arthropoda; Insecta; Hymenoptera; Braconidae.